AUAGCGCCCCCUCUCUGACGCACGUCGGCCGCGCGUCUUAGGAAGAGGGGAGCGCCGGCCCGCAGCCAUGACCCAGGCUGAUGCAAAUCCGAAGGCCUACCCUCUCGCCGAUGCCCACCUCACCAAAAAGCUAUUGGACCUCGUCCAGCAGUCCUGUAACUACAAGCAGCUUCGGAAAGGAGCCAACGAGGCCACCAAAACCCUGAGCAGAGGCAUCUCGGAGUUCACUGUGAUGGCGGCGGACGCAGAGCCCCUGGAGAUCAUCUUGCACCUCCCGCUGCUGUGCGAGGACAAGAACGUGCCCUACGUGUUUGUGCGCUCCAAGCAGGCUCUGGGCCGGGCCUGCGGGGUCUCCAGGCCUGUCAUCGCCUGCUCCGGCACCAUCAAAGAGGGCUCCCAGCUGAAGCAGCAGAUCCAGUCCAUUCAGCAGUCCAUUGAAAGGCUCCUAGUCUAACCCACAGCCUCUGCCACCCUCUCUUGCUCCUCCCCUCAGGUUGUGUGUCCUAUCGUCUGUGUGCCAUGUAGGUGUC
Molecule: messenger RNA, 530 nt
Organism: Pipistrellus kuhlii (Kuhl's pipistrelle)
Lineage: Eukaryota; Metazoa; Chordata; Mammalia; Chiroptera; Vespertilionidae
Product: NHP2-like protein 1
Exons: 1
Coding region: 68-454 (128 amino acids)
Biological process (GO): maturation of SSU-rRNA; mRNA splicing, via spliceosome; ribosome biogenesis
Cellular component (GO): box C/D methylation guide snoRNP complex; U4/U6 x U5 tri-snRNP complex; nucleolus
Molecular function (GO): RNA binding
Source: RefSeq, a predicted model, not a curated record